CUCUAUAUCUAUCUAAAAUGUUUCAUCUCACACAUGCGUGAAGAUGGUGUAACGUAUCCCGACCUGACCUAAUAUUAGUACUUUUAUUAACGGACAAUGCGUCCUUUACUAAUUUUUUCAGUAAUAUUCCAACUUUAAAUGAAAUUGCAAUUAGUAGUUUGAUCAAAUAAAGGGAUGAGAUAAGAUACUGUGGAUUGAUCUAAAUCUACCUUUUAACCGUUUAAAAAAAUCACCUAACAAUUAUUUUUUCAUUUAAAUAAGGGAAUGAGGACAAGUACUUUAAACCAGUAUUCAUAACGUGUAUAUACAAGUACAAAGUAUGUUGUGUAAGGCCACAUCAUAUGCUCAUUUGCGGUUGGAAAUGAAAUAGUGUUUAUUUUAUUUUAAAAUAUGUACAUAACUAUUGCAAUACUUACUACGGUCUUAUAAUAUUUCUCAUGAUUGCAUUUGUAGUGUACAAUGAUAUAUGCAUAAUUCGAUAAAAAUUGUUAUUUAUACGAAUCAACCAUAUACACUCUGUACCAUCAAAAAUGUUUUUCGAGCCAAUUAUUGCAACCUGGUAUGCGGGUUCUGAUAACGUGUUUAUUCUGAUCAAAAGGGGGUUUUAAAGACCGAUCUACCGUGAAACGACACAUUUAUUUUACAACGUGGUCUAAUUUUACAGCCUCUGAUAUAAUAUACUAGCCUCUUUUUCUAAACUUGUAAUGUUGAGAUAACGUUAACCUCAAUUUGCCCUGUACGUGUUAAAGAAGGAUUUGGGCUGACCUUAUUAUGUCGGUUUAAUUGUUGUUUCAGCUUUACAAUGUCCCUUCUCUCUUGGACGCUCCUAGCACAAGCCUGACAUUGAUAUAAAUAAUAGUGACUUCUGAUAUUUACAUUUAAACAUUGAACAAAGGUUACUAAAGAUUAUUGUAAAUUAAUUUGAUUUUUCUGCAUAAAUCAGUCUACAGUAUAGCAAUAAAGGACGCAUUAAUUUGUUUGUAUUAACCGAGCCGUGUCGUCUACUUUGUUAUCCCUCCUCACUUUUUCCCUAGCGAGAGAGAUAAUAAACAGUUCAUAACUAUUUAUACCAACUUUAAACGUUUUAAAUGAUACGAAUAACUAUUAAUAGAUGAAUUAUUAAUUUUUUUUUAAAAACGUUAGAGAGGUGUACUACAUUAAAGUUUAAAACAUCAAAUGGUUUUAUGAUUGUAAACAUAUAUUAACACAAGACAUAAUGAAGUCUUGGUAUACUUAUGUGUUAACUUUUUAUAAGUGUGGACAAGGAUAUGUAUUCAGUGUGAACAAAAAAAAUGUAAAACAUGGGUAACUGACUCAUCCGAAAUUAACUAUUAAGCUGGUUCUAUUAUCUUGAUUUAAUUGAUUUGUUGUUUCGCUCCCACCACAAUUCAGUCGACGGUAUAUUAGUAAAGGAUGCUAUAAAUAUGUCUUAUCCGAGCAGUGUAAUAUCGUACUUCUUCUACAUUGUUGUCACAUUGCACUUGUUAAAACAAUUAGUUAAAAAAGAAUGAAAGAGCACUUAUAACGUUAUUUAAAAAAAAAGAAGAGGAAAUGAUAUGAUUAAAAAUUUAAUCGUUUUUACGCAUUUCACAAAUAAGAAUGUAAAAAAAAAAGUUGUAUGUCGUUGUGAUAUGAUGAUGAGAAUGAAUCUAAAUUCAAGCUUUUUUUUUAAAUUUUAAAGGAUAACACUUUUUACUAAUACAUCAUUGCAGUUUAUUUUUAAUUGUUUUUACGUUACAACUUUAAAGUGAAAAUAGAUAAACAAUAUUUCUAGAAAGGAGAACAUUACAAUAAAAAGAAUGAGUUAGAUUGGAUUACUAAGAAUUAAGGAAAGGAAAUGUGUCGUAUAUAAACUUUAAGUUAAGUCUUGGGUUGAUGAUAAUGUGUCUUUAAAUAUCCGGUACCCAAAUAUGGGUUACCGAUCUAACCAAAAGAGAUGACGGGAUCAAAAGUUCGUGCAGAUCACAAGAUCAGGUCUUGUAGAAUUCGCGCCAUCCGUCCUAGUCUGAAAAUGGAGACGGGAAAGAUUGUAUCUGUAAUUCUACUCCUAACAAUUGUAUAUUGUUAUGGAACCAAAGGUGCGAAAUUCCCCCCUUGUCCCCUUUGGUACGGGAUAUAUAAGUGUAACAGUCCAAGAUUUUCUUCGUGUGUUACCUUAAGAUGGCAACCUGGAUUGCGGGAAAUUUCGUUAUUCAACUGCAGAGUUCAAAUGAUAAUGAUUGGAUGGAAAAACGGAGUCCGACCUAUUAUGCGUGACAUAUUUCAAAAGAUUUGUACUGAGACAACUAAAAGGACCGUAACAACAACAACAACAACUGCUACAACAACAAAAGAGGCAAAAAGUACACUGUCUGAAAAACACGAGGUAACUUUAAGUAUAAUGGAAACAACAACAAAAGAAACUACAAACACCAAUCUUCCUCGGAGACAUCCCCUUAAGACUAGACAUUCUACAGUAAACACGCCAUCCACUGAUGUUACUUUAAUUAAGAAACAUAAGGUAACUUCAAGUGUAAUGGAAACAACAACAAAAGAAACUACAAGCACCAAUCUUCCUCGGAGGCAUCACCUUAAGACUAGACAUUUAACAGUGAACACGCCAUCCACCGAUGUUACUUUAGUUAAGAAACAUGGAACAUCCAUAGAUGAUCUUAAAAAUAAGGUUGUAAAUGCCAUCAACGCUGAAUCUGCAAAAGAACACGGAUCGUUGACGGAUAUGGCCUUGGCCUUUUUAAUGUGGGCAAUCACUACAACGAUAGCAGUCAUCAUAGUUUUAAUCAAGAAAUGGUUGUCGGAAAGAUGUGCAACUCAUGAGCAACUCAUGGCCAGGGAAUCCCCAGACGUUCAACAGCAGCAGCACCCAAACCCCGUAUACUCACCAGGACAACUGAGCAUUGUCCCACUGAUGGUGAUGCACUCACCACCAUCUUCCAACAGUGCACUUUCUUCCAUCACAAGUACACCAGAGAUGGAGGAGAUAGAGGAGGAGGAGGAGCCAGUAGGGCACAGAACAAGACGUUCAUGUGUAAAAAAGCUCAACUGGUCCAAAACGAGCGCAGUGUAGUUUUGAUUCCGUGCAUAUAUGCAUUUGUUAAAUGUUUCUGUAAUUAGGAUACGCAAAGGAGAGUAACUAUACAAUAUAAAAUUAUUGGUCUAAUUUUUUAAACCUUAUUUUUUUUAUCUAUAUUUACAAGUUGUUGUGUUUAGCAGAACAUUCUACAUAAAUGGUAAACUGUCUGUUUUGAGAAAGUUUUUUUAUGUUGCUACAUUUUCAUGUUUUCUGUUUUGCAUUUAGAAGUUACUUCCCUUUGACUAUCUUGUUAGCAAAAAUAAAUAUUAGUUUCUUUG
Magallana angulata is the source of this 3348-nucleotide messenger RNA. RefSeq lists its product as uncharacterized. The record is from RefSeq and is a predicted model, not a curated record. Bases 1937 to 3064 code for a protein of 375 amino acids. Lineage: Eukaryota; Metazoa; Mollusca; Bivalvia; Ostreida; Ostreidae. The transcript has 6 exons.